This is a messenger RNA of Rattus rattus (black rat), 1177 nucleotides long. RefSeq names its product zinc-alpha-2-glycoprotein-like. The transcript has 4 exons. Gene Ontology annotation, cellular component: external side of plasma membrane. The record is from RefSeq and is a predicted model, not a curated record. NCBI's taxonomy places the organism in Eukaryota, Metazoa, Chordata, Mammalia, Rodentia, Muridae. Gene Ontology annotation, biological process: immune response; positive regulation of T cell mediated cytotoxicity; antigen processing and presentation of endogenous peptide antigen via MHC class I via ER pathway, TAP-independent. The coding region runs from base 22 to 1134 and encodes 370 amino acids.
GUGCCCACACAAAGGAGGAAAAUGGAAGCCAGUUCUGGAACAGUAGUCCUACUGUUGAUCUUUGCGCUGCUCCUGACAGAGUCACAGGGAUCCAGGAGCCAGGGAACCCACACUCUGCGCUAUGAUGUCACAGCCUGUUUUCUGGAGGGCUCUGAGCAGACCGGGCUCCUGGUCCUAAUAUACGUAGACGAUGAGCUCUUCCUGAGGUACAAUGGAGACAGGAGGAGUGCAAAGCCCUGGGCAUGCUGGAUUAAGGGCCUUGGGGGAGAUGAGACAUGUGCAAGAGAGGCUGAGAAUCUGCCGAAGGAGGAGGAGAGACUCAGGGAGAUGAUGGCUGAGAUGAUAAACCAGAAGGGCCACGACAAAGGCCCAUACACUCUUCAGGCAACCUUGGGCUGUGAGCUUCAAAGAAACGGAAGCAGUAGAGGCUUCUGGCACCUGGGCUACGACGGGCGGAACCUCCUCACCUUCGACCAAAAGACUCUCACAUGGACGAUGUAUGUGCCCUUCACCCAGCAGAAGAAGACGUUCUGGGAGCCACGUGCACCCAGGGCUGACCUAGUUAAGACGUUCUUGGAUGACACAUGUCCUGCUCGGCUCCAGAGACACCUGGCUUCCUUGAGUAAUGUUCUGCCGGAUACAGGUUCCCCGGUGGUGAUCGUGACCUGCAGGAAUUAUCCCGUGGGCAGGAUCACGCUGACAUGCCGGGCUUUUAAUCUGAGUUCCCGUGUGGCCACCCUGCUCUGGCUUCGGGAUGGGAAGCCGGCACAGCAGGAUGUCUUUGGGCCUGGGACCCUCCUGCCCAGUGGGGACGGGACCUACCAGACCUGGGUGUCCAUUCGGGUUCUUCCUGGACAGGAACCACAGUUCGCCUGCAACCUGAGGCAUAGCAACCGCAGCAUCAUGCAGACCGCUGUCUCUGGCGAGAGCAUGGGAUGGCCAUCCGCCUCAUGGGCUACGAGGCAAGAGCAGGAAGGACCCCAUAGAACACACAAUGACCACGUGGUUGAUGGCGGACUGGUUACGGGGAACGCUAAUAAGGACAGUCCGGAUGCUUCCAGCUGUGCUACAGCCUCAGCCAUAUCUGCGUUCCCCGUUGUCAUGUUGUCUGUGGCACUGCCCAGAGCCAACUGAAUCCAGAGCCCAAAGGACAAGAAACUUCCAGGUAAGGAACUCC